UAUUUUAAGCGGCAACAUGCUACCUGCUAACAAGACUACAAAGACGCCAGAGCAUCAAAAAACACGCCGCGUCGUUCUUGUUCGUGUCUCACAAAGAUUGUAGUUAUUAUCCAAAAUGAGCAAAGGAAAAGAACCAUCACCUGCGGAAGCUGAAGGAGAAGAGGAAUUCAGCGUUGAAAAAGUUUUGGACAGGAGAGUAGUCAAAGGAAAAGUUGAAUACUUUUUAAAGUGGAAAGGCUACUCUAAUGAAGAUAAUACAUGGGAACCAGAAGAGAAUCUUGAUUGUCCAGAUUUAAUUGCACAAUUUGAGGAACAACGUAAGAAAAAAGAAGCUGCAGGUGGAAAACGACAUGAAGAUAAGGAACAGAAAAAGCGAAAAAGCUCACUUGGCCCAGCAUCUACUCACCCAAAGAAAAAGAUAACUGAAGACAAGAAACCUGAAGGAUUUGAUAGAAAUUUAGAACCUGAACGUAUUAUUGGAGCAACAGACUCAAGUGGAGAGUUGAUGUUUCUAAUGAAAUGGAAAGGAACAGAUGAUGCAGAUUUAGUUCCUGCUCGAAUUGCUAACGAAAAAUGUCCUCAGAUCGUGAUAAAAUUUUAUGAAGAACGACUAACGUGGCAUAGCCCGACCCAUGACGAGGAAAGUUCAACAAAAGCUGACGCAGAGUAGCGUUCAGCCUUCCGAUACAUGUAUACAGCACGCUUUAGAAUUUGCCGCAUAUAGCAAAAAUAUAGUGCGUACAAGAUGAAACGAGGACUAUUAAAACUGGAUGCACAGUAUAUUAUAAAUUUAAACAUUGCUGAUGAUUAAUAGUAAAAUCAAAUAAGAAAACAAAACUUAUUUUACAUACUUAGCAACAAAGGAAAGUGAUUACUCUUGCAUUACAUUAUCAUGAAAAUACACGUACGUUUUUGUUUGUAACUAUUAUUCCCUUCACACAAGUAUUAACACAAAAUGUUUUGCUACAAUUGCUGUGUAGGGAGAUUAUUAAUUCAUAUAUUUAAAUUAUACAUUCAAUCAUACUUAAAUGAUCUCUACAUAGCAAAUGUGGUAACAAAUUUUGUUAGAACUAACAUUGCUACUAUAUGUGUUAGAAUAAAAAAUUUGGUUACAAUUAACAUUGUUCUAAUUGCAUACAUGCCGUGUUUUCAUUCAAAACUAUUGUAAUUCAUCUCCCAGCCCGUAUAGGAUGUGAUUUAGUUGUAAACAAUGUCAGUUCUAACAUUAUUCUAAUACGCGCCAUUUGAUAAUUAUACAAAUAGUUUAAAUAAAACUAAUAUUAUGAUAGAAAUAAUUUGUCUUUAAUAGAACAGAACAAACAUGUCCUCAGGUCUUUUUUUAAUUAAAUUUUUGUAAGAAAACUAAGUGUGUAAAUUAAAUGACAAUUUAAGCUUUCCCACAACACUCAAUACCAAUAAUAUAUUUUUGUGUCGUAUAAAUAUUCACUAUUGCUUCGUUAAUGGUUAAGAUGGCAUGAAUCUGAAGCGUUUUUAGUAUGUAAGUAUAUAUAUUUGUGUAGUUUAUUAAUUUGUACGGAGUAUUAAUUAAACAAUUUCUUUUUUCUAUA
This is a messenger RNA of Ceratina calcarata, 1568 nucleotides long. RefSeq names its product chromobox protein homolog 1. Bases 116 to 670 code for a protein of 184 amino acids. The record is from RefSeq and is a predicted model, not a curated record. Gene Ontology annotation, cellular component: nucleus. Lineage: Eukaryota; Metazoa; Arthropoda; Insecta; Hymenoptera; Apidae. The transcript has 4 exons.